Messenger RNA from Lineus longissimus, 4697 nucleotides. Its product is annotated as palmitoyltransferase ZDHHC4-like. Gene Ontology annotation, cellular component: Golgi apparatus; endoplasmic reticulum. Bases 123 to 1175 code for a protein of 350 amino acids. Gene Ontology annotation, molecular function: protein-cysteine S-palmitoyltransferase activity. The record is from RefSeq and is a predicted model, not a curated record. The transcript is spliced from 6 exons. NCBI's taxonomy places the organism in Eukaryota, Metazoa, Nemertea, Pilidiophora, Heteronemertea, Lineidae. Gene Ontology annotation, biological process: protein targeting to membrane; peptidyl-L-cysteine S-palmitoylation.
CAGCAGUUGUGGAUCACAAUUUUGACGCAAGAGGAAGGUCACAGACAGUAUGGCUUUAUAAAAGAACUGAAUGAAGGCAUUUUGACUGGAACCAGCUGGACGAGUUGAUCUGAAGAACCACUAUGGAGUACCUGCCUCUCUUCAUUGCCUAUAUGUCAGUGUGUCUGGGAUUCGCCAUCCUUUACUCGCUUGGAGAUCAACCCUUUAUGACAACUGGCUUUAUUGGGAAGUUGCGUCAACAUGCCUGGAGAACAGUCGAGUUGAUGAUUCCAAAAUCUCUGUGGAGGAUUGGUGCCAGCAUAAUUACCUCUCUUUUCUUCAAAAGAAACCGUACAUUCCAGAUGUUAUACCUCUUCAUGAACCUGUCCAGCCACGUUGUGCUGGUCGUGGACAUCCUCCCAUACCUAUACGUAUUCCAUCCCACCCAGAACCACACCCUUGCACCUCUGAUCCUCUUCAUCAUCGGCACCAUUCUCUAUAUCGUCUGCUGCAUCAGCGACCCUGGAGAAAUCAACCACAAGAAUUAUGCUCAGUACGUUGACAUGUAUAAAUAUGAUGGAGUGUUGUAUCAGGAGGACAAUGCCUGUCAGACAUGUGACUUCAUCAAGCCAGCAAGGUCCAAACAUUGCUCUACGUGCGAUAUAUGCAUCUUCAAGUUUGAUCACCAUUGUGUUUGGACUAAUCGAUGUGUGGGUGGACGGAACCAGCGAUACUUUCUCAUCUUCAUGGUCGCCCUGUGCAUGAUGGUUGGAAAUGGUGUCUAUAUGGCAUGUUGGGUCCUUCAUAACAUCACUGUCUACCAAAACCUGUGGAGUGCAAAAUAUGUGGAUCAUAAUGGCGUUGCUCGAGAUAUGACCCUUGUUUUACUUGUACAGCAUCUGUUCAUGCAGUUUCCCAGGAUUGUAUUUCUAGCCACCGGGAUGGGUGCCAUUGCAGCUCUGCUCAUUGGUUUCACGAUCUACCACUUCUACCUAGCUGUCUUUAACCAGACGACGAAUGAACGUUACAAGCGCUUUUACCUUGCCUCGAGGAAGGGAUCUGUUGAUUCUGUGAAUGUGUAUGACCGGGGCCUCACCAAUAACCUCCUGGAGGUGCUAUCCCCCAUGCAGCAUGUUAGUAAACAGGAAAAGAAGAAUAACAAUGUCAUUCAUGAACCAAAAAUUAAGAAACGAUGAAAGGAAGAGCCUUGGAUAAGAAUUCAGAUGUAGAGGUUGUGCUGAUGCCCGUUGUGAAGUGUAACAUCAACGAAGACAUUGUCUACACAUGGCAAACCUUGUCAGGAAUGUCAGUUGGGUCGUGACAAUGACAUCACUGCAUUGUCGCUGUAGAAAUAUUAUGUCUUCAGAGUUGAUAGCUCACCCAGUUAGUUAAAAGAACCACAAGCUGUCCGUUCUCAUAGCCUGUUCAAAAUCUUUUGCGUUACCGGGUACUGAUGAACUGGCACCUCUCUUGUGGCAAGUUUGCCGGUUCUUCCUCCUUGUACCUGACCGUGCUUGACAUUCAAGGAUACAUGUUCUAGGCUCCCAUAGCAUUCAUUUCCAAGACUAUGCAUAUUUGUGAAGACACAAGUAUUCUCACUAGUAGAUCUUGUCUCAUAGCCAGUUCAAGCUCAUUUUUGUUACCAAUGUCACUGCCUUUAAAUCAAAAGCACUUUUAGAUGAUCAAUUUUGACUGAGGUCGUAAAUCAUUUUUUGACAAACAUGUACAAAUGCAUGCUUCUGUUUUCUCUGCCAGGCUUUCUCCUCUUACUGUUGGGGGAGGUGGGCUGGAAUAAUGAGAAUAGACCAUCAGGUAAUUAAGUGUUAGUGUACAUGGAUAAUUGUGAUAUGUUGUUACUAGAGCUGUUGUAAAUAUAUAUCUGGAGUAAAUAUAAAAUUACAAUGAUGUUGUCCAAUAGAUAAGAUUGAAACUGUUCCGGUACUUUUCGUAUUGAUUUUGUAAGUACCUGUUAGUUAGCCUCUUAAUGUUUUAAAAUAAGUGAUUGGGAUUUGUCAUUGACUCUGUGUCGAAGGCCUACAAAUGUAAGUGCAAAAUCUCAAAUUCAAUAUCAAAUUUUGGACGAACCAACUUGGUCUUUAUUACUUGAUUUGAUAUAGAGGUGUUGUGAAACCCAGUUGACUUGUGUAAUGCGUAUUGACAGCGUCUUGCUGAGAGUCGCAUUAAUUUAUUUACUGAUUUAUCAACGAACAACCGAGCAAGUGGUUUGUUGCUGCCAUUCUAUAAGUGCAAAUUACACAGUGUGAAUUCAGAAAUAUUUGUAAUAAUUGAUAAUUUUUAGAAUGUUUAGAAUGUAUACUGGUAGGGAAUAAUCAGUGGGUAAUCUAGUGCCUUGAUCAUGUUAUAUUACGAGUAACUGUUUGCCAUUUACUCGGUUCAAGAUAUUUGUUUAUUAUUGUUUGUUCCUACUGCCUGCCGCCUUUAACUGGUUGUGUCAGUUUUUAAAACAGAGCUUAUUCAGUUGUCACGUGUACUAAGGUACUUUUAAAAAAAGGAUCUUUUGGCGUCUUGGUGGAUGACUGUUGUUGUUUUCUCUUCAUAAAGAGUUGUUCUUUUUAUUUUUCAUUGUGAAAAAUGUAAUAAUUUAUAAAGUUAUUAUCUUUUUCUUUGUUACAUUAUAGGCUUCUGUGAUUUUAUGUACACACAUUAUCAGUAUUUUCCUGGUUUGGGGGGAUUUGCAUCAAUUCCUUUAUUAACCUUCCUUGAUUUAUGCCUUGAUUUUAGUGAUACUACAUGUAUCCGUCUCGGUUUUAGCCAGAAUGUUCCUGACAAUAAUUCAUGUCAAAAAGCUCCUCCAAAGGUACUGUAUUAUUAUUGAUAUAAAGAUUAUUUAGGUAAAAUCAAUUUCUGUUAUGGUUGCUGUCGAUUUUGAUGUUAACUGUUUUGUAAUAGUUGCUAUUUAUUGGUUCCAAGUAAUCAUGGAAUUAAAUGUGACGGUAUUUUGUAUGCAUCUCUUUAAGAUGACAGGUAAAUGAGUAAUUUUUUCAUGAGCCAUGGUAUUUCCCCUAUUCUAGUAACUCCAGACACACAGAGCUUUUAUAUACCAUGCUAUAACUGUCCAUUGCUUGAAUUUAUAGACUUUUUCACGGUUGUGUUGUGGCUGUCUAGUCUGUAGUGUUUGCAACUAGAGGAGCCACCUUCCUUGUUACUAGUGUGAAAUAUUCACUGCACUACUCUAUGUAUGCUUGCCAUUAUAUCAUACUCAACUAUGUGUUAUAUGAUAUUAUAUCUGUACGACUUAGGCUACUGAAGAAAAUAUGCUAUUAAUAUAUCUUAACAUCGGCUAUACUGCGUGUUCCAGAAAAGUAUCUGCACUGAUUUAUUGAGUUGAUGUUUUUUGGAACAUUCUUUAGAACCCCUACUUCCCUUCCUAAGCGGUAAGAACGCCACUGUGUUUACUUAGUUAUUUUGUCGACAUUAUGUAUAGGGCAUAUAACUGCAUCUAACCUUGCUUCAUGUUACAGAAAACUUACGAGUCCAGCUUUUAAACAAACUAUCAAUGGCAUUCUAAUCUUACAUAUGAAGCAUCUUAACUUGGUUACCUGUCUCCCUAUCCCUGAAGACCUUGUUCGGUUUGAUUCGAUCAGGUGUCUUGGUCAUUUCUGUUGUGAACGUUGACUUUGUUUUCUUUGCAGUUGCGUCUUACACUAGAGACAUACCAGUAAUUGUUUACAUAUAUAAACAUGGUGCUGUAUAGAAUGAAGAAAGCUCAAUUUACAUAUUGGUAGACCUAGCGUAUUUAGUCCAUCUGUGAUAUAACCUCAAUAUCUACCUAUCACAAACCUAGAUCCUUUUUUCUUCCUAUUGCAAUGAGAGUCAAAUGCCUUGUGAACUUGACCAGAGAAGAGCGAAGUCUACAAAUAAGUCAGUUGUGCACUGUAGCCCAGGAGUCAUGAUCAUUCACCAGAUUCCUCAAGCAAGCAUAUGAGACUUCCCCUCGUGUAUUGACCAGUUGAUACACUUAUCAUGCUUGUGUGGCUCAGAAAGCCUGGGCCAUAGGGCUCACGUUGGUCAAUAUCUGACUCUGAGCAGAACUCUCAUAUAUAGUCUUGCUUGUGGCAAAUAAUGAAUUGAAACACAUCUAUCUGUGUUGCCUAAUUUCAUCUCUUGAACUUGUGGUUGUUCUUAGGAAAUAUAGCUAGGUUUGUGAUGUGGUGGAUGAAUGUAAAAGCUACUGGUUUAAUACACCCAUUGGUCAAACUUUGACUUGGUAGAUGUAAGUGGUGUUUAUAUGUCAAAUAAAUGUUGUGUUGACUAUCAAUUUGAUCUAGCCGUGAGAGUAUUAAAAACUUCCUGUAUUGGUCAGCGCAAGCUCCGAUAUUCCUGAACUGUAAACAUGGCAUAUGUAAAAUUUAGUAUUCACUUUCACUGUACAUGUAUAUCCUUUGUCUCCCAGCAGAGUGACUCGGGUCAAAUUGAGUUAGUUUUCCGAAAUUGCCUGUUUCGGAUGGGGUCGAGUUUAAAUGGCCAUUUAGAGACCAGAUAGGUGUGGUGUGCUUGGCAGUAGUUCGUAUCACUCCUUUAUUUUUACAAGCUUUGUGUAAGCUAGUCAAAACCACGAAAAAUCAAUGGGGCAAAAAUUAUCAAUGUAAUAGAUUUAUCAUAAGUUCAUGAUUUCACUGAAGUCAACUGCCAAAAUUGGUUUUACUUGUAUCCAUUGUGUGUGUAAUCCUGUCGUCUCAAUAAAACCAAGUCUUGUA